UAGUUUUCUUUUUGGUGGAAGUGUUAAACUCAACCCUACGUUAUAUUCCUACACUUUUUAAACGCCAUAGACACCAUUUUGGGUUAAUUACUUCUCUUUUGUAAACUUAAACCAUAUACUUUGGUCGAAGGCAGUCAACAAAUUCCCGCUCUGAUACUUUCGGAUAGUGCAUAUCCAAAUCCAACACCCCUGACUCACCGCCACUACUACCACUGCCGUGUCUCUGCGAUUCCUUCAUUGUUAUUCUACCCAGAUUUGUAUUUCAGCCUUGCAAAAUCUCCGGUUUGCCGCCCUAGGCGGUCUGAUUUAGCAGACCCAAUUCGCAACCAUGACUGAGUAUUGGGUUAGCCAGGGUAACAAAUGGUGCGACUUCUGCAAAAUAUACAUAUCCAAUAACCCGAGCAGCAUUAGAAACCAUGAACUUGGUCAGCGUCACAAAGAUAAUGUUUCGAAGAAGAUUGCAGAUACGCGGAAAGACAAGGCUGCUAAGGAGAAGGAAGAAAAGGAAGCAGCCCGGCUCCUGGAGCAAAUAGAAACAAAAGCUAAGCGCAGCUAUCAGAAGGACGUGGCAAACUUUAAGGAGGCUAGAGAUUCUCAUGAAUUAGAUGUAGAUGAUCAAGAGAAAUGGGAGUAUGACAGCACUUCAGGGUAUUACUACAAUCAAACAAAUGGUUUUCAUUACGAUCCAAAUUCAGGCUUCUACUAUUCUGAUAGUAUAGGGAAGUGGGUGUCACAAGAAGAGGCGCAUGCGACACCUCAGUUUGCCUCAAGUUCUGGAUAUAAAGAAUCAAUUUUUAAAAAGCCAGCUUCAGCUUCAUCGUCAGGCAUAGCUAAAGGAAAUACAAACGCUGCUAAAGGUGAAGAAGGGCCUCCACCUGGGCAAGUUGUUUCAGCUUCUUUAAACCCCAUGAGAUCUGUUAAAGGUGCUCCGUCAUCUCUUACUGUUGGCAAAAGAAAGAGGCAAGAUGGGAGGCCGAAGGUGGUAUCGAAAGAAGAAACAGCUGCACUCAAAGCAAGGGAGGCUGCAAAGAAGAGAGUGGAAGAGAGAGAGAAGUCAUUACUUGGCCUUUACAGACAUUAGUUUGACUGCCUGAGGAAGCUCCCACCGUUGGCAUCAGAAUUCUUUCCUUUUAUAAUUUUUUUAACUGAAUAUUUGUUCUGUAACAUUCCAGUGCAUAGGUUGGGUUACUCUGUAUAAUAGCUCUUUAUUAUUGUAGCAGAGAAAAGCUCUUUCAUUAUCAAAUCUUCUUACAGUUGCCUGCGUUUGGUGAUAAACAUGGGAGGUUUAUGGGCCUGCUCAGCUGCUCUUGUACUAUUUCGUUGAUUAUGUUUUGUUACUCAUUAAAGGUAAUUUACUAUGGAUCUGGGUCCAAAGUAACAACGCUUUUAACUGUUGGUUUUACUAUUUUUACUAAUGAACUUACACAAA
Molecule: messenger RNA, 1429 nt
Organism: Cannabis sativa
Lineage: Eukaryota; Viridiplantae; Streptophyta; Magnoliopsida; Rosales; Cannabaceae
Product: zinc finger protein ZOP1-like
Exons: 5
Coding region: 329-1081 (250 amino acids)
Biological process (GO): mRNA splicing, via spliceosome
Cellular component (GO): precatalytic spliceosome; nucleus
Molecular function (GO): zinc ion binding; RNA binding
Source: RefSeq, a predicted model, not a curated record